AUGUCACCACUCAACAAGAUAUGCUCUCUCCUUGCUCUCUUUCUUAUCACCAACUAUUUACAAAUACUAUCAGAUGGAGUGGUGGUGGGAGAGUGGUGUGUCGCAGACGAGCAAAGCUCGGAGAGUGAAUUGCAAGCGGCUUUGGAUUGGGCCUGUGGUAUUGGAAACGCCAACUGCAGCAAGAUUCAAGUAGGCCAGGCCUGCUUUCAGCCCAAUACUGUUAGGGCCCAUGCUUCUUAUGCCUUCAACAAUUACUAUCAAAAGUUCAAGCGCAGAGGUGGCUCUUGUUACUUCAGAGGCGCUGCCUAUACCACUGCUCUUGACCCCAGUUAUAACUCUUGCAACUAUGAGCUCACACCCUGAGCUUGAGGUUAUCAAUCAAGAAAUGGUCGAUUUGGACGAGGAAACACAGUUCAGUUGACAAAACGCAGGGGUUUCUUGUCAUCGUAUAAUUUCAUUGCUAGCAUCUUCAAUUGUACUACUUGUCUGGCAAGGCUAUUCCUUGCCAUUUUCUUGCUUUUCCAAACAAAUACUGCAAAUCUUACUACUGCCAAAAAAUGAAUGAAUUCACACUUCAUGUAAUUUUAUGACAGAAAAAUCUCUUUACACGGAUUA
Messenger RNA from Salvia hispanica, 615 nucleotides. RefSeq names its product Carbohydrate-binding X8 domain superfamily protein. The record is from RefSeq and is a predicted model, not a curated record. NCBI's taxonomy places the organism in Eukaryota, Viridiplantae, Streptophyta, Magnoliopsida, Lamiales, Lamiaceae.